Messenger RNA from Alnus glutinosa, 2487 nucleotides. RefSeq names its product respiratory burst oxidase homolog protein A-like. The transcript has 14 exons. NCBI's taxonomy places the organism in Eukaryota, Viridiplantae, Streptophyta, Magnoliopsida, Fagales, Betulaceae. Gene Ontology annotation, cellular component: plasma membrane. Gene Ontology annotation, molecular function: calcium ion binding; peroxidase activity; NAD(P)H oxidase H2O2-forming activity. The coding region runs from base 355 to 2487 and encodes 710 amino acids. The record is from RefSeq and is a predicted model, not a curated record.
CCGGCGUCAAUCAGGCAGAGUUCGUCGACCAGCCUCUGGCAGUUCUCGCAGGCGCUCCAGCCCAAGCUGGUGCGGCGGUUCUCGUGGAGCCACGGCCACGCGUCGCCUACUCCGUUGGCCUCGGCAGUGGCUGAGAAUGGCGCCUUGGUGGCCCUGGAGGCUCGUGCUCGGCGGCGGGAACUGGCUCAGCUUGACCGGAAUCGAUCCGGCGCUCAUAAGGCUCUCGGUGUUCUCAGAUUUAUCAGCACCAAAACUGAUGACACCGUCGAUGCAUGGAGCCAAGUCCAAAGCAACUUCAAUGCCCUCGCGAAAGACGGCUUUCUCCACCGUUCUGAUUUUGCACAAUGCAUAGAAAUGAAAGAUUCAAAGGAGUUUGCUCUGGAGAUCUUCGAUGUGCUGAGCCGGAGACGAAGGCUCAAGGGUGACAAGAUCAGCCGAGACGAGCUAUACGAGUUCUGGUUGCAAAUCACUGAUGAAAACUUCGAUUCACGGGUCCAGAUCUUUUUCCAAAUGGUGGACAAGAAUGAAGAUGGUAGUAUCACUGAGGAAGAAAUCAAAGAGAUUAUCAUGCUGAGUGCUUCCGCGAACAAGUUAUCUAGAGUGAAGGAACAAGCGGGAGAAUAUGCUGCCCUGAUGAUGGAAGAGUUAGAUGCAGAACGACUUGGUUUCAUUGAGCUCUGGCAAUUAGAGGCGGUGUUGUUAAAACCGGAAACUUACCUUGAUAAAUGUAGUCCAGCGCCGAGUUGCAGCAGCCAAGCCUUGAGCCAGAAGCUACAAAGCUUAAGGUCAACAAUAAAUUAUCUCCAAAAAAAUUGGAGGCGACUCGGGCUUUUGAGCUUGUGGAUGGUGAUCUUGACUGCGCUCGUCACAUGGAAGUUUUAUCAAUACAUGAACAAGGAUGGGUUCAAAGUCAUGGGUUAUUGUCUCCUCACAGCCAAGGGUGCGGCUGAGACCCUCAAGUUCAACAUGGCUCUCAUUCUCCUGCCCGUCUGUAGGAACACAAUCACUUGGCUCAGAUCCACCAAGCUCGCCUAUCUAAUUCCCUUUGACGACAACAUCAAUUUUCACAAGGUCAUCGCUGCAGGCAUUGUUAUUGGUAUCAUUCUCCAUGCCGGAACCCACCUAGCAUGUGAUUUUCCAAGACUUGUCAAUUUGCCUGAGACAAUCUAUGAGGUCAUUUUUUUAGAUCGUGACUUCGGCAAUGAGAAACCCAGCUACAUGGAGCUGGUUAAAGGAAUAGAAGGGGUGACUGGAAUUCUAAUGGUGAUGUUAAUGGCGGUUGCAUUUAUACUUGCAACACGAUGGUUCAGACGGAGUCUGAUUAAGCUGCCAAAGCCCUUUGGUAGGCUAAGUGGUUUCAAUGCCUUCUGGUAUUCACACCACAUAUUUGUCGCCGUCUAUGCCUUGCUUAUUGUCCAUGGGACAUUCCUCUACCUGGCCCACAAGUGGUACCUCAAGACGACAUGGAUGUAUCUUGCAGUUCCAGUUUUAGUAUAUGUUGGAGAAAGGGCCUUGAGGUUCUUUCGGUCGGCCUCCUAUGAUGUCCGUCUUCUGGAGGUUGCAGUUUAUCCCGGAAACGUUCUUAUGUUGCAAAUGUCUAAGCCACCCCAGUUUAAGUACAAGAGUGGACAAUACAUGUUUAUCCAAUGUCCGACUGUUUCGGCAUUUCAGUGGCAUCCAUUUUCCAUUACCUCCGCUCCCGGAGAUGGGUACCUUAGUGUUCACAUUAGGCAGUUAGGUGAUUGGACACAAGAGCUUAUUCGAGUAUUCUCUCAAGCCUCUCUGGCCGGAAAUAGUAUGGCUGAUGAAACAACCAAGAAGAGUUGGCCGAAGCUCUUUAUAGAUGGACCUUAUGCUGCCCCAGCACAAGACUACCGCAAGUAUGAUGUCUUGCUACUUGUUGGCAUGGGGAUUGGAGCAACUCCUUUCAUCAGUAUUCUCAAAGAUUUGCUCAAAAACAUGAGCAAAAUGGAGGAGAAGGCAGUAAGUAACUUAUUAAAAAAAAUAUUGCGUCGUGCAAAAUAUAUAACACUUGAGUUUCCUUGUCUUCAGGAGGCCGAUUCAAUCUCGAAUGUUGUCAGUGCUCACUUCUAUUGGGUAACAAGGGAGCAAGGCUCCUUUGAUUGGUUUAAAGGGGUCAUUAAUGAAGUUGAUGAUCUUGAUCAAAGGGGUGUCAUUGAGAUGCACAACUACUUGACUAGUGUGUAUGAGGAAGGAGACGUCCGAUCAGCCUUCAUUACCAUGGUCCAAGCACUCAACCAUGCUAAGAAUGGAGUGGACAUUGUUUCAGGCACUAGGGUUCGAACGCAUUUUGGAAGGCCUAAGUGGAAGAAAGUUUUCUCCAAUAUGUGUUACAAGCACUGUGGUGCAAGAAUUGGGGUAUUCUACUGUGGGGCACCGGUUUUGGCUAAAGAACUCAACGAGCUCUGCAAUGAGUUCAAUCUAAAAGGCCCAACCAAGUAUGAAUUCCACAAGGAGCAUUUCUAG